This is a messenger RNA of Hyalella azteca, 1031 nucleotides long. RefSeq lists its product as uncharacterized. The coding region runs from base 1 to 726 and encodes 241 amino acids. The transcript has 6 exons. NCBI's taxonomy places the organism in Eukaryota, Metazoa, Arthropoda, Malacostraca, Amphipoda, Hyalellidae. The record is from RefSeq and is a predicted model, not a curated record.
AUGGCACCCUCUUCAUUAGAGGCUGACGCUCAAUCUCCUGUUGCUGAAGUUUCUGUUGACAACAUCAAGGACGAGUUUGAGGAUGGGAUUGUGGAUGUAGAUGUCAAGGAGGAACCUUUCUCCUAUGAUGAUGAGGCACUGGAGCCCCUGAGCCCCAGGGGCCUGCUGGUUCCUCCCCUGCCAUGUGUGCCAUGCAAGAGGGAAGCUCCCAUGGAGGCUCCUGAUGGCCACGACGUGCCUCUGUGUUAUUUGCUCAUCACUGAUGGAGCUGAGGGACAGGUGGGUGGUAUUGCCAUGGCUCCUGAUGGCCACGACGUCCCUCUGUGUUAUUUGCUCAUCACUGAUGGAGCUGAGGGACAGGUGGGUGGUGUUGCCAUGGCUCCUGAUGGCCACGACGUCCCUCUGUGUUAUUUGCUCAUCACUGAUGGAGCUGAGGGACAGGUGGGUGGUAUUGCCAUGGCUUCUGAUGGCCACGACGUCCCUCUGUGUUAUUUGCUCAUCACUGAUGGAGCUGAGGGACAGAGCAGCGGCAAGUCGUCUACUGCUGGGGGAGCUGCAGCAGCUGCUGGUGGCAGCGGCAAGUCGUCCACUGCUGGGGGAGCUGCAGCAGCUGCUGGUGGCAGCGGUGAUGUCUUCAAGUCAUCCAGCCCCAGGCUGCUCCCCACGAGGCUUCAUCAAUUCCCUGGCGGGGAGACCACGUUCUGGGCGCCUUACCCUGGACCCUGAGUCCCCACCAGCGUCAGCCCUCCUGCAGCAGACCAGACCUGAAGUGUCUGCGUCGCCUGCCAAGUGUCUGCGUCGCCUGCCAAGUGUCUGCGUCGCCUGCCAAGUGCCUGCGUCGCCUGCCAAGUGUCUGCGUCGCCUGUCAAGUGUCUGCGUCGCCUGCCAAGUGUCUGCGUCGCCUGCCAAGUGUCUGCGUCGCCUGCCAAGUGUCUGCGUCGCCUACCAAGUGUCUGCGUCGCCUGCCAAGUGUCUGCGUCACUUCAUAAUCAUAUGCAACCUUCAUAUAAUUAUUAAAGGGUUUCGUGACA